AUGGAUCACCUGUCGAUAAGUGACGCCACGAAUGGGAAACAAUCGGGCGAUCCGUUGCUGCGGAGGAAUGGCAGCCAAAAGACACCGAAGAGGGCCGUCCAGUACUUCGACAACGACCUCAAUGUCCAGCGAUUUUUGGGCAUAUUUUCGGCGCAUUACUGUUGGCCACAAGACUGCGAGGAGGGCUCACGAGACAAGUGUUGGUCGCAAGUGAUGAUCGCAUCCAACGAGUGGUUUAUGGCUCGGCUAUGGCCUCAAGUGGUGUCCAAAGUGCCGAAGAUUACCGCCGAUGACCGCACUCUGCAUCAGAUCAACGAACUGUUGUUCGCAUUAGUGCUCAAAGAGUGUGAUCUGUUGACAGCACAACAGAUGCAGUACUUCGAGGCCGUCAUCGAUGUCUUCAACGACGAGCUAACGUUUGGUGUCUUGUUUUGGCUGAAGAUAUGCUCGCAAUUCAAUUGGCGACUCAUUUACGCCAAACUCAUUGCUGAUCACAAACACUGCAAACGAGUGCUGGAAGUGCUGUGCGAAGAGUUGUCGUCGGAAGACGUGUACCGGUGUAUGAGUGGACAAGAAGUGGAUUACUUGUACUCAUUGGUGGACUGCGUGUGCGUUCACGCGAUCGCCCACAACAUAGUCAACGAUAAGUCACAUAAAAACGUGUAUUUCGUGGAUGUGAUGAAGAGGUUUGACGAUCGGGUGGUCUAUGGCAGCGAUUAUCGACCACUCAUGAGACAAUUGGCGACCUUUAAUGUGUUGACUCAAGAGUUGAUUAGCUUUGGCUUCGCGUUGAUGUCCAGCGAUGACCACAAAUGCCAGGAAAUGAUUCGCAAUAAGGUCCGCGAACUCGAGAAACUGUUGGACGAAAGGGUUAACCACAUCGACGCCAAUGUGGAGCCAAUGGACAAGAGAGUGGCCGAAGACGUGGCGCACAUGAAGGCAAACAUGUUGUCACUCGAGUUGAUUAAUAAGCAGUACUUCCAGAAGAAUGGAGAGACACUACAACUCGAACCCUUGCAGAAGUUCUUCGAGAAGAUUACCGAUAAGAGUGGCGUCAAAGACAUCGACAUCCAUAGCUUCUUCUACUUGUCGUGCAUUUUGAACGACAGAUUACACGCCAAUUACUGCCAACUCCUGCAGCUAUUGAUUGGUUUCGCGGACUCUCGUCAUUACGAGAAACUGAUGGCACGUAUCAGACCCGAGGACGUG
Molecule: messenger RNA, 1209 nt
Organism: Oppiella nova
Lineage: Eukaryota; Metazoa; Arthropoda; Arachnida; Sarcoptiformes; Oppiidae
Source: the annotation of a GenBank genome assembly